Messenger RNA from Plenodomus lingam JN3, 3591 nucleotides. RefSeq lists its product as uncharacterized. NCBI's taxonomy places the organism in Eukaryota, Fungi, Ascomycota, Dothideomycetes, Pleosporales, Leptosphaeriaceae. The record is from RefSeq and is a predicted model, not a curated record.
AUGGCCAUUCGUCUCAACGGGUGGCUCAGCGACAAGUUCGAAGCGCAGCUUUUGCUAGGCAACAAUUGGCUGCAGAACAAGAACAGCGCAAAGGCUGCUGGCAUCAAAAGCGAAUAUUCCUCUGCUCGUGGCUGGCGCGGCCUAUAUCACGACAACGGCUCGUGCUUGGACAUCACCCACUUUUUCCCUCCUGACACGGGCAGUAAAAGUGCCCUGCAGGUGCUGCAACCCAAUCCCCUUAUCCUCACCGAUGGGAAAACAAGAGUAAACGCCCAUCUCGACUCUGCUUGCAUCCGCGCCUUCUUGCACCGAUUCCCUCACCUCUCGCAUCUGCCAGCGCAAGCGGUACUGCUUGUACGCAGCUACACGAUCCGCUACACCUCCUACGGGCCACCCCGCCAUCGCCUACGCCUCAUCCUGCACACCGUCGAUUGGAUCGCCAUCAGCAACGAGCCAGUACGGGCUGCUGUAUCUGUACCUUUAGAGCAGGUGAACGACGUCAGCGCGGUAUUACAACAGCUGAAUAGUACGCGUGCAGCCGAAGAUUGCCGGUGUUUGCGACCUAGCAGACACACUGCUAUUGGAGCAAGACCCCGGGACGGUGAUCCGGGCCAAGGAGAAGAAGGAGAAAAAGACAACCAAGGCGACCAAGACGAAGAAGAAGGGAUCAUGGCGCCCACAGUGGAUGAAGGCGCAACAUCGUCGCAGUCUCAGCAGUCAUACACGCAGGCACACUUUGCAACCCAAACGACGCCUGCCAUGCGAGCUGGUACCAGUGGGCACGAGCUACGGAUGCUGGGGGUCAAUAGAAUGGAUCCUGUAAUAGUCGGCAACACGCGCCAAGAAGACCUGCCGCCAACGUCAGCGCAUGUAAACUGUCACAAGUUACUGGAUAUGUUGAGGAAAACGGGCAUUAUACAGCCUCCUAGCCCAGAUGAGAAGGGGAGCUUUCAGCAGCCUAAGAGCAUCUCCACCCAGGCUAGCCCACUGACGCCGUCGCGUACUUUGGACACCAAAACGCAACGACAAACGCCUUCUGUGCGCAAUGAUCGGACUCGUAGACGGAAGUCACCUAAACGAACUCACUCGCAGAGGCAUGCGACGGAAACUGAGGCCCGCUCGCCCAUAACUGCCGAUUCUCCCAAAGGAACAUGGGUCGCGGAAGAAGCGGGCAAUUGGAAAGAGCCCAGCGAGACGAGUAUGGAGUGUCCUUGGAUGAAGGGCUUCGUGUUCAACAGUCACUCUGUAGUCCCCGAUGCAUACCAGAUGAAGGUCUUAAACAGAUCCGAGAGUUGGUACAAGACUCAGCCGGGAAUAAUGCCCUUUCAAAAGAACAAUAUGCCCAUGAGACAUUUCAGGAUGAUCCGUGCUCUCGCCGAAGAAAAUGCUGCUGCGCAAGGGCAAACUCAAUCGGACGAGGAAAUCGACGAUUCUUCACCCGACUCUGAUUCCGAAGGAGCUGCUGUUGUUUCAUCGCCAGAAUCUCUCCCCAAGACAUCUCUUGAUGAUAUGCCUGGGACCAGCCAAAUAUCAUGGUCUGCGUCCUCGACUCCUGAACCCCCACAAAUCCCGGCAAGUAUCAAGCCUGGUUUGCCUCCGGAUUCCAGUCUGGAGAUGGGAGAGUCUGCGGAAAGCGCGAAGAAUGCGCGGAUUUUAUCCUCUCCUGCCAUCAGUCUCGUAGCAGAAAAAAGUACUAGUGCUCCGCCAUCAUCACCCCCAGCGAUGGAGAUCCCAGCAGACUCGGAUGACGAAAUGGAGAUGGAAACCUCAGUCCCGCAAGCCUUGAAUGAGACCAGGACUGUACAUGUGGCAUCAUCUCGCAGGGGCCUCGUCAGCUCGCAAUCCCCACGAUCAAAGCUAGUGGUACAGGUGCAGGAGACACCGCAUGCCAGGAGCAAGCAAAUACAUGUUUCGCCAGAAGGCAAAGAGUAUGUCUCGACGGAAGAGACAAAGAACUCAUCAUCAAUGUCAAUUGUCUUUGACACACACGACGAAUCCGUCUCGACUGCUUCUGCAAAAUACAAGCGUGAUCAGAUUAUGACGACAAGUGAUGCGAUUGGCAGGCCAAAAGAACUUGAUUCUAGCCCUAGCGAAGAGCCAGGCCACGCAGACAGAGCUGAGCCGGCACGACAGUCAAGCCUGAGCACUGAAGGAGAGAUUGUAAUGAUAGAGUCAUCGCCCCGUACAGAAGCACAGAUGGACGCGGUCGACGGAGGCAGCAUUUCAGGGCAUACGGCUGAAGUCCCGGAUUGUCCGAGUCGCAUGUCAGUAUCAGGAUCUACCAAACGCAAGCUGGCCGAAUCUCCUACCAAAUCCAGUAGACGAAAUUCCAAACGGCGCGAGAUCAAACUUGUUGGCUUCGGGAACUACUCACCACCCUCCACUGAUCCCGCUUUGGCCCUGCGCAAGGACCGCGCGGACUCACUUCAACGAUUUCGAGAGACCCGAAAGUCGAGUACGAGUUAUGAGAGCCGGGCAGGUAGCCUGGCCAAUCCUGACGCUGACUCAGAGGCAAUGGACGUGGAUGCUUCAGGCAUGGCUCUGAGCAAAUCGAAUUUUCGUACCAUGUCGCCUCGUCACCAGAGCCUAUACGACGAGCCUAGUCCCCUUAGGCCACUGCCAAAAGCAGACCAGGCACCUGUGAAGUCUUCUCAUCCUUCACGUGAAGUUGCGCAGUCUCACACGCCGACUACGGGUGGUUCAUUACGUCGGAGUGUGCAAUCUAAGUGUACGAAUGUUGAUGGGCAAGUAACUAUGGUAUCUGAACCCUCUACAAUAUUUGAAAAAUUCCGGGCAGCGUACCCGGAGUAUGCAGGCAACGAGAAACACUUCAAAGGACAAUGCCUGCAAAUGUAUCAACUUGACCAAGAGGACAAGAUGGUGCCCAAGUGGCAAUGGGACGACUUCAUCAUUCGUCAUAGGGCCGACUAUCGCCAGUAUUUAUUGGAAUGUGUGGACAAUGGGGAGGAGCCCGAGCCAUACUAUCGCUUCUACAAGGAUACUAUUCGCGACACCUUAUACAGGAAAUGUAUCGUUGAUAGUAGAAAGAAUCUGUUCAAAGCACUGGAGGAGCUGGGGGCUGAGCCUCCUGCGUCCCAUGCUAAGGAACCACGACAAGACAAAUCAUCGCGGGCGUCGCUACCAAGUGCUUCUACCCACCACAUACGUACACCACAACUGCCUGAAGCACCGCGUCAACGUCCCCGUCAUUCCCUCCCUGUGAUUGCUCACAUCGUUCCACGUACAUCUAUGCCCUCUCUCCACACACCUGCAUUCCGGACCCCACCCGCCCCGGCAUCAGCGCGCAAACCCACCUCGAACCCACCCUCCUCAGAAUCUCCAGUAUCCAAGUCCGACAACCUACUCUCCAGCCUCAGUCGUGCUCCUACACCGAGUAGCUCACGCACUCCAGAGAGCAGCGGCGAUCCCUUCCGCGACUACUUUUUUGCCGUCCAGCGAGUAAAAUCUCUCACAGGGAGCGACACAGUCGAUCGAAAUAAACCGUGGCCGCAGAGUCUGGAAGGCAGGCCGACAGUUGCAGAUGCGCCGAAGCAGAAGGUUGAUGUUUUGACCUGGGGUGAUGUCCUUUGA